AUGGAGGAGACGAGAGCAGUAGGAGAGGACAUGUUUGAGUCCUUGGAGGAGUUCCACAUAGUCCUCAAUGAGCUGGUUGGAGACAAGAGUAUGGACAAGGUCCGGGUGGAGUAUGAGAAGCUAAUCCAUGCACUGAAGAAGUCCCGAGAGAAUGAGAAGAGGCUGAUGUCCAAGUGCAGGGAGCUGAAUGCAGAAGUUGUGUCAACUUCAACUAAAGCAGCAGCUGCUCUCAAACUGUCCCAAGAAGAUGAGACAACAAUUUCUUCACUAAAGAGGGAGUUGGAUAAAGCCUGGAAAAUGGUUGAUGCUGCUCAUGAUAAAGAGAGGAGGGACAAAGAGAACAUCAAGAAUUUAAAAGAAGAAGUUGCCAACCUAAUGAAAAUCGCUGAACAACAAACUGGCUUCCCUAUGGACAAAGAGCAGAGUGAUCUCCUAAAGAUAAAUGAGGAGUUGACUAAGGAGAGGGAUAACCUGUUGACAACCGUGGAGGGUCUGAGAGAAAAACUAAACAAGGCCACCACAGCCAAGCAGGAGAUCGAGGCCCAACAAGAUCGAGCCUCAGAGAAUAUCUCUCAGCUCCAGCAGGAGCUCCAGGUACAACAGAAUGAGAUGUCACGGGAGAUGAGGUUGAAGGAAAAGCUGGAUAAGGAGGUGAAGCAGCUGCAUGUCGAUAUGGAGGCCAAGAUGGGGGAACUUAAAGCUCUGAAUCUGCAGGGCCAAAGAGCCAAAGAGGAGCAGCAGAGACUGGAGCAGCAACUGAAAGAGAUAAAGAUCUUGAAUGACCGAUCCACCAAAGAGCUGGAGCAGAUGCAAGUGAAGAACAACAAGCUGCUGCAGGAGAGUGAGCAGCUCUCAUCAGUCAAAGAACAUCUCUCCUUGGAAAAUCUGCAGAACACCAAUGAGCUCAAGAUAAGAGAAGAGGAGCUGAAUCAGAUGCGUCAGGAGAUUGCCAAACAAACAAAGACGAGAGAAACCAUCCAAAAGAAGUUUCACCAGAUGGAGGAUCAAAAAGCUGACGUGGCUGUGCAGAGGGAGACACUGAAAGCUCAGAUUGCAGGUCUGGAGAAAGAUCUUGAAUCUUCCCAGAAGCAAGUUGAAACUGACAGGAAAGCCAUAGAUGAGUUUAUUCGAGAGAGAGACAUCUUAAAUAAGAACAUGAUCAAAGCGGCACUGUCAACUGAGAAACAGCAGAACCUCGUAAAGCUCCUGGAGCAGGACAAGAAGACAUUGAAACAUGAGAUCAGUGGCUACCGCCAAGAGGCCCGGAAGCAGCGCAAGAUCAUCCAACAGCUGGAGAAAGAACGGGACUGCUACAUCAACGAGACCAGCAACCUAAUGCAAAAGGUGCAGCAAAAAGUGAAUGACGUUGAAGUAAGAGAGAUGGAGAUAUUUGAUUGGAGGAAGAAGGUCACUGAGGCAGAGUGCAAACUCAAACAGCAAGAGAACCUGCUGGAGUCCGUUGUGUCUGAAAGGAACCUCUAUAGCAGAAACCUCAUCGAGGCUCAGGUACAAAUGCACGGCUGAUCUCAGGAGGUAGAGCAGCUUGUCCACUCAUCCCAGGAUUUCUCUCGGCCCUUGAUUCUGUCUAUUGAUGCCUCUCUGGAAAGGCUAGGGGCCGUGCUGUCACAGAUACCAGUUGGCAAAGAGAAGCGCGUCCCAUUGCGUUUUCCACACUCGGUGUCCAAGCUUGCCCCUUAUACAUUCAACCUGAAACACAUACCUGGCGCCAAGAACAUAUUGGCUGAUGCUCUCAGCAGAGAUCCCUUUGCAAAGUCAGUAAGUCACAGGCUGAUCACAGAGCAAUACAGUCACCUGAUUGCUGAAGCUGAGAAUGUUAGUCAUGAUGGUAUUCAAGACACAUUCCGACUCAAGGUCCAAGUUCAACGGGUAGAGGAGUCGACAGGUGGUCGUGUAAUUUCUCAAUCCAACCCCUUCAUGUGUCAAAGUGAUUCUGUGGGUAUCAAGGCUCUUUUGGAUGUACAUGCUCAGUGGGAGAUGGCUACUGAGACAAGGGCUGUGGAGCUGGUUCAGACUGUCCAGGAUCUGUUGCUACCAGGGCAAGACUCACUUCCUGUGUUCUCAUUAGAGGAACUCAAGUACAGCCAGGAACUCGAUCCUGUUAUCUCCAAAAUCUUGCCGUUUGUGUUUCGCAACCGCCGUCCUUCUAGACGUGAACGAACAGGACUUGAUGCCAAUGCUAUGGUGCUCAUCAAACAAUUAGAGAGACUCAAGGUUCAGAAUGGUGUCCUUUAUCGGGUUACAAAGAAUCAUUUCAGUAAACAGAAGAGGCAUCAGUAUGUUCUGCCUGAAAGUCUUAAAGGAAAAGCUUUACAUGGCAUCCAUGACGUGGCUGGACAGCAGGGACAGGCAAGGACCUUGCAUCUAGCCAGACAACGGUUCUUUUGGCCGAAAAUGGAGUUUGAUGUGAAAUAUUAUGUCAAGUGCUGUCAAAGGUGCAUUCUGGCUAAGACACCAGACCCCUCUGCUCGAGCCUCACUUGAGAGUAUCAGGACGUCAGUCCCCAUGGAGUUAGUAUGUAUAGACUUCUGGAGUGCAGAGGAUACAAGGAUUGCCCAAGAACACAGCAUCAAAGAACAUGACAAACAAGCAAAUGGUUACAACAGAAAAGUCACUCACCUGAACAUAGGAGACAGAGUGCUCAUUGCAAACAAAGGUGAAAGAGGAAAGAAGAAACUGGCCGACAAAUGGAAUGCAACUGUGUACACAGUUAAAGAUAGAAACCUGCAGACUCACAUGUACAAGCUUGAGGACAAUAAUGGAAAUACUAAGAUAGUACAUCGUAACCUGGUCCUGGACAUUAGCUUUUUACCUGUGGUAACAACUGGAGAUGACUUUUGUGACUCAGAAGCAGAGGUGGGGUCGUGUACGACUGACCUCCUAGACUGUUUGGAGGAGGAGGAUUCAACAGACAGAACCAGCACAUGGAUAAUGAGUGGAUCAGGGGAGACCCAGGGUCAAGUGAUUAUGAGUGAAGGAUUGUCUGAGGUUGAUCAGUGA
Messenger RNA from Cottoperca gobio, 3018 nucleotides. It is a transcript of the gene cfap58, whose product is annotated as cilia and flagella associated protein 58. Lineage: Eukaryota; Metazoa; Chordata; Actinopteri; Perciformes; Bovichtidae. Gene Ontology annotation, cellular component: cytoskeleton. The transcript has 13 exons. The record is from RefSeq and is a predicted model, not a curated record.